CAGUGGGGGAGUGGGAAGAUGGCGGCGUCGCGUCGCUCUCAGCAUCAUCACCACCAUCAUCAACAACAGCUCCAGCCCGCCCCAGGGGCUUCGGCGCCGCCACCGCCACCUCCCCCGCCGCUCAGCCCCGGCCUGGCCCCGGGACCCACCCCGGCCUCGCCCACGGCCGGCGGCCUGGCGCCCUUCGCCUCCCCGCGGCACGGCCUGGCGCUGCCAGAGGGGGAUGGCAGCCGGGACCCGCCCGACAGGCCGCGAUCUCCCGACCCGGUGGACGGCGCCGUCUGCACGGUGGCAGCUACGGCCGCGGUCCCGGCAGCUUCCGCCGCCGCCGCCGCCGUCGGAGUGGCUCCCAGCCCAGCCGGCGGUGGCGGUAACAACUCCGCGUCGUCCACUUCUUCCCCGACUUCUUCUUCGUCUUCCUCGCCGUCCUCCCCUGGCUCGAGCUUAGCGGAGAGCCCCGAGGCGGCCGGAGUUGGCUCCACAGCGACUUUGGGACCCGGGGCGGCGGGCCUGGGCCCGGGGGUCCCAGCCGUAAGUGGGGCCCUGCGGGAGCUGCUGGAGGCCUGUCGCAAUGGGGACGUGUCCCGGGUGAAGAGGUUGGUGGACGCAGCGAACGUGAAUGCGAAGGACAUGGCCGGCCGAAAGUCUUCUCCCCUGCACUUUGCAGCAGGUUUUGGGAGGAAGGAUGUCGUAGAACACUUGCUGCAGAUGGGUGCUAAUGUCCACGCUCGUGAUGACGGGGGUCUCAUCCCACUCCAUAAUGCUUGUUCUUUUGGCCACGCUGAGGUUGUGAGCCUGUUACUGUGCCAAGGAGCAGAUCCGAAUGCCAGAGAUAAUUGGAACUACACUCCUCUGCAUGAAGCUGCCAUUAAAGGGAAGAUCGAUGUCUGUAUUGUGCUGCUGCAGCACGGAGCCGAUCCAAACAUUCGGAACACUGAUGGGAAAUCAGCUCUGGACCUGGCAGAUCCUUCAGCAAAAGCUGUCCUCACAGGUGAAUACAAAAAAGACGAACUCCUAGAAGCUGCUAGGAGUGGUAAUGAAGACAAACUGAUGGCCUUACUGACACCUCUCAAUGUGAACUGCCAUGCAAGUGACGGGCGCAAGUCUACUCCAUUGCACCUGGCAGCAGGCUACAACAGAGUUCGGAUAGUUCAGCUGCUUCUGCAGCACGGUGCUGAUGUCCAUGCAAAAGACAAAGGCGGACUCGUACCUCUUCAUAAUGCAUGCUCAUAUGGACACUAUGAGGUCACAGAACUGCUGUUAAAGCAUGGAGCUUGUGUUAACGCUAUGGAUCUGUGGCAGUUCACUCCACUCCAUGAAGCUGCUUCCAAGAACCGUGUAGAAGUCUGUUCUUUGUUACUUAGCCACGGUGCUGAUCCGACCUUGGUCAACUGCCACGGCAAAAGUGCUGUCGAUAUGGCCCCAACUCCUGAGCUCCGGGAAAGACUGACUUAUGAAUUUAAAGGCCAUUCUUUACUACAAGCAGCCAGAGAAGCAGACCUGGCAAAAGUUAAGAAAACCCUUGCUUUGGAAAUCAUUAACUUCAAGCAGCCGCAGUCUCAUGAAACAGCACUGCACUGUGCUGUGGCCUCCUUGCAUCCCAAACGAAAGCAAGUGGCAGAGCUGCUACUAAGGAAAGGAGCCAAUGUCAAUGAAAAAAACAAGGAUUUCAUGACUCCUUUGCAUGUCGCAGCGGAAAGAGCUCAUAAUGACGUCAUGGAAGUUCUGCAUAAGCAUGGAGCAAAGAUGAAUGCACUGGACAGUCUUGGGCAGACUGCUUUGCACAGAGCUGCCUUAGCAGGCCAUCUGCAGACUUGCCGCCUUCUGCUGAGUUAUGGCUCCGACCCUUCCAUCAUCUCCCUGCAAGGCUUUACAGCAGCUCAGAUGGGCAAUGAAGCGGUACAGCAGAUUCUGAGCGAGAGUACCCCUAUACGUACUUCAGAUGUGGACUAUCGACUGCUGGAGGCGUCCAAAGCUGGAGACUUGGAAACCGUGAAGCAACUCUGCAGCCCACAGAACGUGAAUUGCAGAGAUCUGGAGGGCCGGCAUUCAACACCUCUGCAUUUUGCUGCCGGCUAUAACCGCGUGUCUGUUGUGGAGUACCUUCUCCACCACGGAGCUGAUGUCCAUGCCAAAGACAAAGGUGGCUUGGUUCCCCUUCAUAAUGCCUGCUCCUAUGGACACUAUGAGGUAGCUGAGCUCUUGGUGAGGCAUGGGGCUUCUGUCAAUGUGGCAGACUUGUGGAAAUUUACCCCUCUCCAUGAAGCAGCAGCCAAGGGAAAGUAUGAAAUCUGCAAGCUCCUUCUAAAACAUGGAGCAGAUCCAACCAAGAAGAACAGAGAUGGAAAUACACCCCUAGAUCUGGUCAAAGAAGGAGACACAGAUAUUCAGGACCUACUGAGGGGGGAUGCUGCCCUGCUGGAUGCUGCCAAGAAGGGCUGCCUGGCCAGAGUGCAGAAGCUUUGUACACCAGAGAAUAUCAACUGCAGAGACACCCAGGGCAGAAACUCAACUCCUCUGCAUCUGGCAGCAGGCUACAAUAACCUGGAAGUAGCUGAAUACCUUCUAGAGCAUGGAGCUGAUGUCAACGCCCAGGACAAAGGAGGUUUAAUUCCACUUCACAAUGCAGCAUCUUAUGGGCAUGUGGACAUAGCAGCGUUACUGAUAAAAUACAACACAUGUGUAAACGCAACGGAUAAGUGGGCAUUUACUCCGCUUCAUGAAGCAGCCCAGAAAGGAAGGACACAGUUAUGUGCCCUCCUCCUGGCACAUGGCGCAGACCCAACCAUGAAGAACCAAGAAGGUCAGACACCUUUAGAUCUGGCAACGGCCGAUGAUAUCCGAGCUUUGCUGAUAGAUGCCAUGCCCCCAGAGGCCUUACCUACCUGUUUUAAACCUCAGGCAACUGUGGUUAGUGCCUCUCUGAUUUCGCCAGCGUCCACCCCCUCCUGCCUCUCAGCUGCCAGCAGCAUAGAUAACCUCACUGGCCCUUUGGCGGAGCUGGCUGUAGGAGGGGCCUCCAAUGCAGGGGAUGGCGCCGCCGGUGCAGACAGGAAGGAAGGAGAAGUUGCAGGUCUUGACAUGAAUAUCAGCCAAUUCCUUAAAAGCCUUGGCCUUGAACACCUUCGGGAUAUCUUUGAAACAGAGCAGAUUACACUAGACGUGUUGGCUGAUAUGGGUCAUGAAGAGCUGAAAGAAAUAGGCAUCAAUGCGUAUGGACACCGCCACAAGUUAAUCAAGGGCGUUGAAAGACUUCUCGGUGGACAACAAGGAACCAAUCCAUAUUUGACUUUUCACUGUGUGAAUCAGGGGACUAUUUUACUAGAUCUUGCUCCAGAAGAUAAAGAGUAUCAGUCAGUAGAAGAAGAGAUGCAGAGUACUAUUCGAGAACACAGGGAUGGCGGCAAUGCUGGCGGCAUCUUCAACAGAUACAAUGUCAUUCGGAUUCAGAAAGUUGUGAACAAGAAGCUGAGGGAGCGAUUCUGUCACAGACAGAAAGAGGUGUCAGAGGAGAAUCACAACCAUCACAAUGAACGCAUGCUGUUCCACGGUUCUCCUUUUAUUAAUGCAAUUAUUCAUAAAGGGUUUGAUGAGCGACAUGCAUAUAUUGGAGGGAUGUUUGGAGCUGGAAUUUACUUUGCCGAAAACUCUUCCAAAAGCAACCAGUAUGUUUAUGGGAUUGGAGGAGGAACAGGCUGUCCCACACACAAAGACCGGUCAUGUUAUAUAUGUCACAGACAAAUGCUUUUCUGUAGAGUGACCCUUGGGAAAUCCUUUCUGCAGUUCAGCACCAUGAAAAUGGCCCAUGCUCCUCCAGGACACCAUUCAGUUAUUGGUAGACCAAGUGUCAAUGGGCUGGCCUAUGCUGAGUAUGUCAUCUACAGAGGAGAGCAGGCGUAUCCAGAAUAUCUCAUCACCUACCAGAUAAUGAAGCCAGAAGCCCCUUCACAGACCGCCACAGCCGCAGAGCAGAAGACCUAGUGACUGCCCUGGUGAUGGCCAGAGUGAGUCAAACCUGCGACUGGAUUACAGUGGAUUGCUUCCAACACACACACACACAAAAACACCAAUAUUCUCUAAACCCAACAGCUGAAAAAUACGCUGUUUGUCUUUUAUAAAGCAUUGCUAGAGUGAUGACACAGGGUGAGUGACCGAACACACUCACCUGCCACCAAUCCCUUUGAGGAAAUGUUUACUGGGCAGCCUUGGACAUGUCUUGGGCUCAUUUUCCUACGGUUACCCAUUUCUAGAGCAAGAUGCUUUGCUUAAGACAUAGAAAUGGGAAAAGAGAAUAUUCACACACUACAGUUUCUUUGUUGUGUUUGGCACAUGUAUAGCAGAUAGACACAUGUGGCUCAUUUUUUAAUUUUGCCAAACAUACAUUGUUGAUGCUUGUUCUUGUUGUUGUUGUUGUUGUUAUUGUUAUUGUUGUUACUUUGAAAAUGAGCCAGAGCCUUCCUGGGAUAUUUUGCACAGUCACACUGACUAAAAUCAUUAGCAAUGCAACCAGAGCUUCUGGCCGAGCAAGACACUGUUCCCACUUCUCUUGUUAGAUUUUGUCUCUCCUUCUUCUGAACGUAAGGGAAAGCAUCAAGAUUUGUUCCCUUUUAGAAGCCGGCCCAUCUUACAAGGAAGGGCAUAAACAUCUCUCUGCUCUUUGCAGUCCGCAGGGUUCACAGGACCACGCUCCAGAUGCCAAACGAGCAUUGCUGAGGAGAGGUUAAACUGAGGAGAGGCGGUUGUGACUUCUCCUGGGGAAUGACUAGCAGCUUGUGAGGGAGGAACCCAGUAAGAGGGGGCGGAGUAGAACACAGGGCCUUGUGGCCGCAGCCAGGCAAACCCAGGGAUGUCUCAAUAAAACCUUCACUUAAUCUGAACCAUCAGAACUGUCACCCUAACAUUACCCUUUGCUUCCAAAGUCAGGGAGCUGCUGUACCCCGUUAGCAUGUUACUCUCCUCCUCAGUUUAGAAAGCCAGGAUUCAAACCCGAAGUAGUGAAUAUGCACAAAUGCAAGGACUUUUUGUUUACUCCAGAUUUGGCCUUUAUUUUGAGUAGUAUGUUUCAAAUGGUUUAUAAAGAUCUUUCUCAGUUUUUGAACCAUUUCUUCAAAGUUCUUAAUAUAUUUAGACAAGGAAACAAAAUUGAAACCAAAGGCUCUUUGACUUAUUUUUUUAAAUGCCACUAGUAGAGAAAUGUCUCUUUGUGAAAGUACUGCUUCUUGUAAUGGCAUUCGCCAAGUGUACGUGACGUUGAGCAGAACCACGCUUCCUUGGAUGCCCUUGUGGACCUAACUGAACACUGAAUUGAGCACAUUACUAUUUAGGUUCGUGUUGGCAUCUGUCUGCUCAGCUUUGCAGCAGACAUCAUAGAAACCGAGGGAGAACCGUUUGACAUACUUAACCAUUUCAAUCGGAAGUCCUGAAAACGAGGUUGGUUUUUUUUGUUUGUUUGUUUGUUUGUUUUUUACUUUUGUUUUAAUGUAAGCAUAUUAAGCUGUGACCACCUUCAUUUCCCUGGCUCCCGAAAUACACAUUUCUCUCUUUCUUUUUAUUUAUUUAAUUUUUGUUAGCUUAAGACCAAUGCUAGAACUAGGCAUCCAGUCUAGGGUGAAUUUUAUAGUUAUAUCUUGCAUGCAUUCCUCAAAAUCAAAUCAAGACUUUGCCUCAGUUUUCACUUCUAUUGAAGUUCGGUGGCCUGAGCUGGUUGAUUGUGUUUUUGGCUGUGUGUUUAAUAGCAACUAGGGUUCCAUAUAAAGCUUCAAAAUUUGAUGUUGGCUCAGAGAGCUUUCUCCUUCCUUUCCCCCUACCCCACUGUUAGCAAAGGUUGAAGAAACUGCCAUCUGUAUAGUUGUAGUAGCUACAGUGUGUAUGCUGUUUGCCCCCCCCCCCCCCACUAGUUCAAAAUGCUAACCACAGCUGGAUUUGAGUUCCAUGAGGGAAUCCUAUGGUAUAGCUAUGGAAAGCUUUCUAGCUUCAUUAAAAGUUGAACCACUCUCUGACUGUGGUUGUAUGUUGUGUUAUCUCCAUCACACUAACUAGAUUAACCUGGGCCUUACCUUGAGAAGUUAACUGUGGUUCACUGACGCACCAAUGCUGUGUCUGAUGGUCUCUGUGCCAAGAACAGACACUGUAUAAGGAAGACUUUUGCAGUGCUUGAGGUCUCCUGGUGACUCACAUAUGGCAGAAUGCACAUUCAUGAUCUGUUUAAAAAGAAUGGGUCAGCAGAGCUAGUAGGUAUUUUCAGAGCUUGAAAACCAAAGGCAUCAUGAGUGUAUUCAAGUUGGCAAAGUGACUGUGUGGAAUUUCCUUGUUUAGCAAUAUGAAGAGUGCUCUGGAAUAUAAAAGCAUGGUAUUCCACUGAAAUCUGUUAAGUUUCUGUAUGUGCAUUACUUAGAACCACUGGCAGGUUUGGGACUCCUCAGCUUCCCAACAGAACUACAGAGAGAAGUCAAGUGUCUCUACGAGCCUCACAUCCAGGGGCUUUCGUAGAGACCUCAUGGUCCCAGUUUACCGGGUCUGGCCAGCUGGACACUCACCUCAGGCAUAAAUUAAGUGCUCUGGACACCUGUCCUCGUACUUGACUGGAUUGCUAGUCUAGUGUCAGAAGUAGCUCCUGUGCUUGGCCCCGUUCACUUCCUUCCUUUCUUCAUCUUGGUCUUACAGAAGGAAUCCAGGUAUCUGUAAUUUUCAUAUCAAAACCAGAACUGGGUUUAGUCCUUAUCCACUUUCUGCUCAAAAGAUUCUGCCAGUUUGCUAACAAAUGGCAGCACGGAAUCCAGGGAUUUAAUUCUAUGCAAAAGACUAGCAGUCCAACCAGGGAUCUUCCCUCCUUCCCUUCCUAGUGCUUAGGACUGCAGACAGUGUCAGUGGGGAAACAGCACUAACGUCUCAUGGAAGCAGCAGGGGCUCCUCUGAGCGUCCAGUUACUGCUACACAUAUUUCUCUUGGCUGUCAGAAUAGCCAAGUGCAUUUUGGAUAUAGAGAGAAGUGCUUGACUACGGCAAGCUAGUAAACAUACAUUAACAUCCUCUUAGCCUAGAUAUUAUUACAAACAAUAAUAUUUUGGUUAAUGCUAGAAAACAGCAUUAGAAUGCAGUAAAUUGUCUAGGUUUUCCUCUAUUUCAGUAUAUUCCCAGUUGCAUGAAAGGUAAUUAGACAUUGCUCCCUCUCCCCUUUUAAACAUUCGUUGUUUGGAUUCCUAUAAAUGGCCUUGUGAACAAAAAUGGUGUGUGUUUUAAAGCACAUGUCCCCCCUGUCCUUCCCCCCAGCCCAUGUUCCCAGAUCUUGUUUGUGAGACAGCCUUCUUACUCUGUUUCCUGUUGCAUAGAGCCACAGACUUUAGAGUCAUUCAGCAAGCAUUCAAAAAUGACACUGAAGUAGGUUUUCAUGUGUCAGAAAUCAAAGACUGGUGUUUGGUGUCAAAGCAGUGACAAAGAAAUAAGAGUCAUUGUGAAGGGAAUAUUUGAACUGUUCUAGCUACAUCUAGCAUGUAAAAACCAUUUUUUAAAUACCACCCUAAAAAGUGAGGCUUCUUCAGCCAACUUAUGCAUUCUGUGGUUAACAGACAAUUACGUUUUUCCUGCUAAAAAAAAGCCUUAUCCAUGGAAGAAACUUUUUAACCUUUUCUAUACAACCAAUGAAACAUGACUCCAUUUCUUAGUACUUGAAAUGUGUCAGUGAGUGGGCAUGUCUCUGUAUUUCAUACCUGGUAAGUGUGUUUUAUGGAGGUAUAUUUUAUAAGCAAUACUGUCAUACACACUGGGACUGAAGGAACCAAUAAGUCCCAGUUUCUCCCAUGUGAGAUUCCUCAGCCUCCAAGUCUUCUGGUUUGAAAGAACACUAGAAGAAUUUCCAAACCUGUAGACUUGUGUGGGGGAUUCAUAGUAUGUGAUACCAUGUAGAGUUUGAGUAGUGUGGAGGUUGUUUUAGUCAUUUUAAGGUGUAUACUAUGAUACAUUAAACUGUAGGAAGCGAAGAUUCUGUAUACUCUGUGAGAUCCAGUAUGGUCAUGAGUGGCCAGUUUCCCACUUCUACCAGAGUCAGUUCUGCAGGACUGAGAUAACACUCACAGCGUAGACAUGGACCAAUUCUGACCCUUCAUUCUUUCACCCUCUCUCUUCUGCUGUUCUCAAGUGACCCUGAAUGCCUUCUGUUAGCUCCAAUUUGGUAACGGGGUAUCUCUGAACCCCUCCCAGUGUGCGGGAAGGAAAACUAGAAAAUGCCACAGUAAAGGAAAGGAAGGGACUGAGAUUUUUGAAGCUCGUAGUGUAGAACUAGAAGGUAACCUUGCUGUAUAAUCCAUGUAUUCACUACAGAGAACACUUAACUCUUCAUGUGUGUGUGUGUGUGUGUGUGUGUGUGUGUGUGUGUGUGUGUGUGUGUGUGUGUAGUACCUGCUUCUGCUCCUCGUGUUUGAUCUGAUCUUUGUGGUAGUAAUACUUGUCUUUGAUACCUACAAAACUAAAAAGGUACUUUGAUGACAGGAUAUCUCGAAAACUUACAAAGCCAGCUUUGAGGACAUCUAGAGUGUUUCUGACAACAGCAUUUGGAAUUGUGAUUGUGUUUUCUUACUGUGAUGUUGGUCUGUGUAAAUAACCAGUGUAGUGUUCCUUCAGUUCCUUGUUAGUGUUCCUUGUUUUCAGUCUCUGUAACCUAACCGCCAGUGACUGGUUCCAUCCCACUUUGUCCUGCUUUAUAUUUGUCCAUCUGUAGGCUUGUCAGACAAAAUACAAGAUGCCCAGGUAGAUUUGAAUUUCAGCAGUUUUUUAGCUCAAGUAUAUCUCAUGCAAUAUUUGACAUAUCUGUGCAUUUUUUAAAAAUGUUCAUUAACUUAUCUGAAAUUCAGAUUUUGACCGAAUAUCCUAGAUUUUUGUUUCAUGUGUAGUUUUUCUAAAUCUAAUAGCCCUAGCAGUUUCAUCACAGAAGGAUGCUCACAGCAUGUAAAUUCUCUGGUCUUUAUAGCUGUCACCUGAAAUGGAAGACCUUUUUUUUUCCUCUCUCUCUCAACUUCUACUUAUUUCUAAAAGAGGCAUCAAGGAACUUAACCAGCCUACAUGGUGGGUUUCUAUUUAAAACAUCUCUGUGAUUAUAUUUAACCUGUAAUUGUGCUUUGGCUUAAUGUCUAACUUCCAGUACUUGUAACUGAUUAAUAUUCAAUAAAACACAUUUUAAAGUA
Molecule: messenger RNA, 9175 nt
Organism: Peromyscus californicus insignis
Lineage: Eukaryota; Metazoa; Chordata; Mammalia; Rodentia; Cricetidae
Gene: Tnks
Product: tankyrase
Exons: 27
Coding region: 19-3981 (1320 amino acids)
Cellular component (GO): nucleus; cytoplasm
Molecular function (GO): protein binding; NAD+ poly-ADP-ribosyltransferase activity
Source: RefSeq, a predicted model, not a curated record